GUAUUGUACCUCAUCUGCCACCUGCUGAGGAGAGAGACAGAAUCAAGGCAGAAUAUUUGGAAAACAGGAGAAGGAAAUAUCAGCAGCAACAACAGAAACAGCAAUAGCAGAUGAUCAUUGGAAACAGAUCAAACAUGGUACAAAAUACUUAAUGGAAGAAGUGAAAGCAGUCUUAAUCAACUAUUGCUAAUCCAAGCUGGCAAGUGUCAUAAAAUGAAUGUGAGGCAAAUUUUUGUGGUCUCCAUCUUGAUGGCCCUUGUAGCUGUUAUGGUGGUGAAGAUUUACCCAAAUUAUCCCACUGGGAAGCUGGGUGUGCUCUUCUAUUACUGCACCAGUUCCCAUGAAGACCGGAGGGAGGUAAAGGCUACCAGUGCUGGAGUGGCUGGGCUGCCUCUGAGUCCUGACACACAAAUUAGCAUCAUCAUUCAUGGAUACACAGAGUCAUCUUUUCGGAUGUGGGUCCUGAACCUUACAGAUGUCUUGUUAGUUGCUGAGCCUGGCAGCCUGGUGAUCCUGGUGGACUACUGGGACUUGGUCACCAUCUCCCGGCCCUAUAUGAUGGCCAACACCAGACAGAUAGCCAACACCACAGCCCAGUUCAUUGACUUGCUGGUUGAGGAGAGAGGGGUGAGGCUUGGCAAAAUCCAUGUCAUUGGGUUCAGCUUGGGAGGCCGAAUCAGUGGUCUUGUUGGGGAUAGAGUCAAAUCAGGAUCUCUUGGAAGAAUCACAGGAUUGGAUGCCUCCUACCCAUGGCUGCCUCCUAAAACCAAGGAUGAGUUUCUAGACGCCAGUGAUGCUGCCUUGGUUGUCACCCUGCGGACCUCCACCAUAGGGUCUUACUCCCCACCUGGUCACAUUGACUUUCAUGCUAAUGGAGGUCACAUACAGCCAGGCUGUAGUACAUGGUAUCUCCCCAAGACAGCAGAGCAAGUGUGCAGCCACUACCGGGCAGUGUGGAUCAUGGUGGAAGCUGUGAGGGAUGGUAGUGGUGCCUUCCCGGCUUGCAGAUGUGACACCAGGGAAAGCUUUGUGCAUCACUCCUGUGCCUGUGAGACUGUCAAUCACUUCAGUCUCUCUCUAAACAUCAGUGCUCAUGGAAACUUCCAUUUUUCAACAAAUGCAACUCCUCCAUAUUCCCAGCCAUUGGAACACAAGAAUUAAUGUUAUCCUGUCCUGUCUUAACCCAGUCAACAAGCUCUGAGAAAUUUCUUAAGGCAAUACAUGAAGAUACUGUGGCUGAACCUAGUGUCUAGACCUUUGUAUUUUGGUAGAAAAUUUUGUGUUGCCUUCUCUAGUCAGAUUUAUAUCAUUACCAUCUAUCUCUGGCAUGGAAGAAAAAUCAUUGUCAGGCAACAUCACAAGCUUAAUUAAUAAGAAAAAAAUAGUUUAAAGUUAAGUGGAGAUUUACCAGAAGUACUUUUACCUGAAGUACUUUUUAUGUAUAUCCAUGGUGUGACUUUUUAUAUGUUUAUUCACCUUGGAGCAUGGAACACACUGUUUUCCAGCUUAUAUUAUGCAUUGAUGUUGUAGAACAAUUUUUGGUAAUAAUUUACCGAAUGCAUAUUGUCACAGCUUUGGUUGGAUGUAAGAACAAUGUAUUCCUUUGCCAUUCUUUAGGUAAUUUUGAAAUCAGAGGAAACUUAACCAAUGACAGCUGCCAUGAAAAAAAGAUGAAAGAUGUCACUUUUGUUGAAAAUAUAGGUAGGAAAACUGCUUCAUCAAGUAGAGAGAAGUUACAACCCACUGCUACGUAAGAGAAACAGACGCAGAAUAAGAAAUAUGCACAAAGGUGGCCUUACCAUCCUACACAGUGUACUAGGCUGAGCUGGCACCAUCUGGCAGCUACUGUAUCAAAUUGUAAGAUGCUUCCAGAGUUAAAUGUAUGCUUAAGAUGUAGUAAGUAUAUUAGUGUACAAGUAUGUGUGACAUGGAUUUUCACCUAUAAGGCUGCAAGAUAAAUAAACCAAUUUAUUAUUA
This is a messenger RNA of Portunus trituberculatus (swimming crab), 1977 nucleotides long. RefSeq names its product endothelial lipase-like. Bases 214 to 1161 code for a protein of 315 amino acids. The record is from RefSeq and is a predicted model, not a curated record. The transcript has 8 exons. Gene Ontology annotation, molecular function: lipase activity. Lineage: Eukaryota; Metazoa; Arthropoda; Malacostraca; Decapoda; Portunidae.